This is a messenger RNA of Tripterygium wilfordii, 1978 nucleotides long. Its product is annotated as oxalate--CoA ligase-like. Gene Ontology annotation, molecular function: medium-chain fatty acid-CoA ligase activity. The record is from RefSeq and is a predicted model, not a curated record. Gene Ontology annotation, biological process: fatty acid metabolic process. Bases 134 to 1675 code for a protein of 513 amino acids. NCBI's taxonomy places the organism in Eukaryota, Viridiplantae, Streptophyta, Magnoliopsida, Celastrales, Celastraceae. The transcript has 4 exons.
UCCCUCUGCGCCUAGGUAUACAUAACGUGAUUGUUUUGGCCAUUCCUCUACCUCUCUCUCGUGAUUCUUCUUCUCUCUGUCUCUCGUUCUUAUCUUGAUCGAUUUCUGCUAGGGCAAACUCCAAGAAAAACACAUGGAGACUCUCACGUUGACAGGUUUGUUGAAACGCGUCUCCGCAGAAUUUCCGUCACGGCGAGCCGUGUCUGUCUCUGGAAGGUUGGAUUUGAUGCACGCGCGGCUUCAGGAACUCGUUGAAAUUGCCGCCUCUCGCCUCGUCGCAACCGGAAUCAAAGCCGGCGAUGUCGUUGCGCUUACUUUUCCAAACACUAUUGAGUUUGUAAUUAUGUUUUUGGCCGUGAUUCGAGCUAGAGCCACAGCGGCGCCGCUUAAUCAGGCUUACACGCCAGAGGAGUUCGAGUUCUACCUGUCCGACUCAGAGUCGAAGCUUUUACUGACGUCACAAGAAGGAAACAAGGCGGCUGAAGCCGCGGCCUCCAUGCUCAAAAUUCCUCACGCCUCCGCCUUCCUUCCUGAUGCCGAUUCAGAACUCGUUCUAUCGCUUAAUCAGUCCGAGUCACAACACAACUCGGUUUCCAAACUCAUUAACGAUCCUACGGACGUGGCGCUAUUCCUCCAUACAUCUGGCACCACAAGCCGGCCGAAAGGAGUACCUCUGACUCAGCUUAAUUUAGCCACUUCUGUGCAGAACAUUAAAUCAGUGUACAAACUCACGGAAUUAGAUUCAGCAGUUAUCGUUCUUCCGUUAUUUCACGUUCACGGAUUGUUAGCCGGCUUGCUGAGCUCACUCGGAGCCGGUGGAGCCGUGGCGCUUCCAGCCGCUGGAAGAUUCUCUGCUUCAACCUUCUGGACUGACAUGAAUAAAUACAAUGCAACAUGGUACACAGCGGUUCCCACUAUACACCAGAUCAUAUUGGACCGCCAUUUCAGUAACCCGGAACCUGUUUACCCAAAGCUUCGGUUCAUUAGAAGUUGCAGUGCAUCGUUAGCGCCUGUAAUUUUGUCUCGGCUAGAAGAGGCAUUUGGUGCGCCAGUGUUGGAGGCGUACGCAAUGACGGAGGCGAGUCAUUUGAUGUGUUCAAAUCCAUUACCUGAAGACGGCCCGCAUAAGCCCGGAUCAGUAGGUAAACCCGUGGGUCAAGAGAUGGCAAUACUGAACGAGAAUGGUGUGGAACAAAAGGAAGGGGUUAGUGGUGAAGUGUGUAUUAGAGGAGCAAAUGUGACCAAAGGAUACAAAAACAAUCUGGAGGCCAACAAGGCCGCAUUUCAAUUCGGGUGGUUUCAUACAGGAGAUCUCGGAUAUUUUGAUUCGGAUGACUAUUUGCAUCUUGUUGGCCGUAUUAAAGAGCUCAUCAACCGUGGAGGGGAGAAAAUAUCACCAAUUGAAGUGGAUGCAGUCCUUUUGUCUCAUCCAGAUAUUGCUCAAGCAGUUGCUUUUGGAGUUCCUGAUGACAAAUACGGAGAAGAGAUAAACUGCGCAAUCAUUCCCAGAGAAGGAUCAAAUAUUGAUGAGGCGGAAGUGAUGAGGUUUUGCAAAAAGAAUUUAGCAGCAUUCAAGGUCCCUAAGAAGGUUUUCAUCACUGAUUCUCUCCCAAAGACAGCUAGUGGGAAAAUCCAACGCAGGAUCGUAGCACAGCACUUCCUUCCACAAAGCUAAACUGCAGAACUUCUGAAAUUUGGAUCCUAAUAAGCGGUAAUUUCUAUGCCCCUUUUCCAGUUCUACUGGGGAUAAGGGAGAGAAGCAUCAAUUUAUUUAUUAAUGUUUUUUUUAGUCAACAAAUAAGAAGAAUCACUUGGUAGACAAAAUUCAACAGCUGCAAACUAUUGAUAUAAUUCAAGGUUUGAGCAGCCUUUCCUUUUUGUUUGCUUGCUUGUUUACCAUGUUUUCAAGAACUGGUGAAUAAAAGAUUGUUCAUCGGCUCACAGGGAGAACAGACGGGACAAUCAUUUUCUGGAGAUA